CUUUCUGUUCUUCGAUCGUUAUUUUCAACAUGAUACAAAUCUUUGCGUACUCUUGUCUUCUUUCUGCUCUGCUGAGUGUUGUGGAGAUGAAGCAUCUCAACAUAAAAGGCCAUGUUGGGGAAAAUGUGACAUUCAAAUGCUCUAACUGGAACACUUGGACAAGUGUAAAAUCUAAUAAUAAGUACUUUUGUAAAAGUCCAUGCUCGGAAGACAAACACAUCAUCAGAGCAGCAUUUGGAAAGACUACGCAUGAAAAAAGAAUAACAUUAACUAACACAGCAGAAGCUUUAUCUGUGACCUUCACUCAUCUCCAAAAGUCAGACUCCAACACAUAUUAUUGUGGAGUGGACAGAACAGGUCUCGAUGCAUUCAUAAGGGUGAAUCUUAACGUUAUAGAUGCUGAGUCUUACAGUACCAAGAAGACUCCAAAAACAUUCACUGUCGUUCCCACUCUCUCAUCAGCCGUUACAAACAGCUUCACUAUAUCUUCCAAUGGCUCAGAUAUUAUUACCGAUAUAUUAACCCUUUAUACUCCAACACCUACUGCAUCUGCAACACAAGGAGCUGGAAGUUUACCAUAUUUGAUCAUAGGUGUCAUCCUCAUAAUAACCAUACUGAUGGUGUUACUGAAGCUUAUGAGCAAGAUGAAACAACAGAAAGUUGUGUUAAGUGCUUUUACGCCACAAGAAGGCCCAUGUGAGGAAGUUGAAUAUGAUGAAAUCAGACAUGAAGUCCAGACUGACUCAGAGUGCCUCUAUGCUAAUUAUUGCUCUCACCAAGAUACCGGAUUAGCGGCUAAGAAUGGUAAAAGCUUUUCAGAAGAGGUUUCUUUACAUUCAGCUAUCAGGUUUGAAGCCAGUUCAAGGGGUGUGUGUGCAGAGAUCAGAGACGACUUGGUGUACUCUGUUGCUCAACUACCCAAAGAGCAACCAAAUCCAUCUGAAAGCAACGGAAAUGACUCUCUCUAUUCCUUGGCUCAGCAACCACAUGCGCUCUGAAGGAUGCUACUGUGUUCAAAAUGGAUAAAAAGUAACUUUCUUGAUUAUUUUGAUUAUGAUUUUGAAUGAAAAGGUCAGGUCAGGACAGGAAAGGAACAAAUUAGCAUCUGUACACAUGGUCCAGCCUCUUUUCUAUUAUAUAUCCACCACAAUAUCACUGCUCUCUCUCCUGUCACUAAGUCUGAUUAUCAUUGUCUGCCUUUUGACUCCAUUACUUCAUGAAAUAGUCAUCAUGUUUGCCACAAUCACCCUGACCAAAGAGUGCGCAGAGACUUAAUGUCACUGAAAUCUUUCUUUGCAUUGGGGUUGCUUUCGUUUGCACACACACACACACACACACACACACACACACACACACACACACACACACACACAGGAAGUUGAUCUGUCAUGUGUCAAGUAUUUCACACACACACACACACACACACACACACACACACACACAGGAAGUUGAUCUGUCAUGUGUCAAGUAUUUCAGAACACAUUUCAGAGGAAGACGUUCUUUCCCCAAAGCCAGCCCACAACUGUUCUAUUUCUACAACUCACAGUGAACCUCUAAAUACAAAUAAUUUCUAUUCAAAUGUGAAGCACACUCUUUUUACUAUCAGUAAUAAUCAUGUGUUUUUACGCAAAUGUUACCUGUGUCUUCUUAUUAACUUAGACUUUUACAUGAGUUGGGCCUUUUGUAAACUGGUGUCUUUUAAUUUUGUAAUUUUGUGCAGUAACCUAUUUGUGAACCCUUUGUUAACUUGCAGGAUAUUGCAUAAAUAGAUAUAUAUAACCCAUGGUGUACAUGUGAAACUAAAAGUAAUUAUGUGCAAAGCUUUGUUUUUAAUACUUUUUUUGGGCACUAUACAAAUAAAGUUAUUUAAAAAAAA
Messenger RNA from Cottoperca gobio, 1876 nucleotides. RefSeq names its product CMRF35-like molecule 3. The coding region runs from base 30 to 998 and encodes 322 amino acids. The record is from RefSeq and is a predicted model, not a curated record. The transcript is spliced from 6 exons. Gene Ontology annotation, cellular component: plasma membrane. Gene Ontology annotation, molecular function: transmembrane signaling receptor activity. NCBI's taxonomy places the organism in Eukaryota, Metazoa, Chordata, Actinopteri, Perciformes, Bovichtidae.